Hyposmocoma kahamanoa is the source of this 2831-nucleotide messenger RNA. RefSeq names its product U2 snRNP-associated SURP motif-containing protein. Gene Ontology annotation, biological process: RNA processing. The record is from RefSeq and is a predicted model, not a curated record. The transcript has 19 exons. NCBI's taxonomy places the organism in Eukaryota, Metazoa, Arthropoda, Insecta, Lepidoptera, Cosmopterigidae. The coding region runs from base 1 to 2802 and encodes 933 amino acids. Gene Ontology annotation, cellular component: nucleus. Gene Ontology annotation, molecular function: RNA binding.
AUGACGCAAGACCAAGACAGGGAAAAUGAAGGUAAGCGUCCUUUGGUCAGCGUAGAAAUAGACUUCCAAAAAAUAUUUAUCAUAGGGAGUGUGUGCUGUUAUUUGACGUGCAUUUUUCCAUUCUAUUGGCAGAAAAUUGCUGACCAGAAGCUGUCGGCGUUCUCCACAGGCUCGAUGGGGACCCGCGGACUCUCUAAGAAAGAGAUAGAAGAGCUCAAGAAGAAGGAAGAGGAAGAAGCCGCUGCUCAUGUUUUCAAAGAGUUUGUGGAGACCUUCCAGGAGGCUCCGAGCACCACAUCAAAAGUUUGGGUGAAGGCUGGCACCUAUGAUGCAGGGGCCAGAAAGGAAGAUACAUCAGAACGGGGCAAACUCUACAAACCUAUUUCCCGGUUAGAUGACAAGCAAAGGAAUUCGGAAGCGGAUUUGGUCCGUAACCUUGUUCAGAGGCAGGAUCAACUGUCAAGAGCGAGCAUUCGAAACAAACUGUCUAAAGAUAAGAAGAAGAGCAAUUUAGAACUUUUUAAAGAGGAGUUGAGACAAAUCCAAGAGGAACGGUCAGAGCGUCACAAGUACAAGAAUGUGCUACGAGAACGAGGAACCAUCGGCAAUGAGCCCAUGAUUGACAUGAUGCCUGAUAUAGGCUCUUAUGAUACCGGCGAUCCCAAUACUACUAACUUAUAUUUGGGCAAUUUGAAUCCUAAGAUAACAGAGCAACAGUUAAUGGAGAUCUUUGGUCGCUAUGGGCCACUUGCAAGUAUCAAGAUCAUGUGGCCUAGGUCGGAUGAGGAGAAGGCGCGUGGCCGGAAUUGUGGCUUUGUCGCCUUCAUGUCUCGGAAGGACGGAGAACGAGCUCUGAGAUGUAUAAACGGAAAAGAAAUAAUGAGCUACGAGAUGAAGCUCGGUUGGGGUAAGGCAGUGGUAAUUCCUCCAGUCCCUAUCUACAUCCCGCCUGCACUGCAACAGCCCACCAAGCCGCCCCCGCCUUCCGGCUUGCCGUUCAACGCUCAGCCGCCAAAGCAUCUUAUGAACAAGAUCCCACGCAUACCUCCAGGAGAUUACUAUCCAAGGGAUCUGGAUGACAGAAAUAUGUACGAGCAGAUAUUAUCACAAUCCAUCGUCAAGGUCGUCGUACCUACAGAAAGGAACAUCCUAAUGUUGAUUCACCGCAUGGUUGAGUUCGUGAUCCGCGAGGGCCCCAUGUUUGAGGCAAUUAUUAUGAACAAAGAGAUGAACAACCCCUUCUUCCGGUUCCUUUUUGAAAAUCAGUCGCCGGCACACAUUUAUUACAGAUGGAAGCUCUUCUCAAUGCUGCAAGGUGACUCUCCCAAGCAAUGGCAGAUGAACGAUUUCCGUAUGUUUUGCGGUGGGUCGGUAUGGCGGCCACCAGUCAUGAAUCUGUACACCGCUGGCAUGCCUGACGAGCUGGUUGAAGAGGACGACGCUAAGGAUAACAUUAGAGGCACAUUGUCUAACAACCAACGCGACCGCCUGGAAGAGCUGAUCCGCAGCCUGACGCCGUCCCGCACGAGUGUGGGCGAGGUGAUGGCGUGGUGCCUGGAGCACGCGGAGGCGGCCGGCGAGAUCGCGCAGUGCCUGGCCGAGGCUCUGUCGGGCGAGCACACGGCGCCUCACAAGCGAAUCGCGCGCCUCUACCUCAUGUCCGACGUUCUGCACAACGCCGGCGCCAAGCUCACCAACGCCAGUGCCUACCGGAACGCGUUCCAACAAAAGCUAAUAGAGAUAAUGCGCAAUUCGCAUCAAGCGUGGUCCAAAAUGACGUCACGAUUGCAACAGGAAGGUUUCCGCGCCCGAGUCACGCGCAUACUACAGGCGUGGGCCGACUGGGCUGUUUACCCUACCGACUUCUUGCUGAGGCUCAAUGAUGUCUUCUUGGGACAGGAUAAGGAACCGGUCCAAGGAAUAGUAGAAACCCAAGAACGUGAAGGCUCCCCAGCAAAUUCCACAGCAUCAGAAGGAUCCUGGGAGGGAGGAGGGUCGGGUGGUCCGCUAGAUGGCGCUGCGCUGAGGAGGAUGGCCGCAGAAAGGAGACAUGUGGAGGACGAUAUCGACGGAGUACCUGUGGACGAGGACAUAGACGGGGUACCCCUCGAAGCAGACAUGGAGGGCUCACCAUCAGGCGAGGGUGACUCUUCGCGCAGCCAGCCGGUGGGCGCCUUCAUCCCUUCGCGCUGGGAGACCGUGGACCCGCAGCCCGCGGCGCCGUCCGACACGUGGCCGACGCCGGCACGGCCGCCGGACGAGCCGUCACCGGUACACAACGCGCAGCAGCAGAACGACAGCGAGGAGCAGUGCCUGAAGCGCGAAACGCUGCGCGAGAUCGAGGUGCGCGUGCUGAAGUAUGCGGACGAGCUGGAGGCGGGCGUGCGCGCGCGCAGGCCCGGUCUUGCCGCGCAGCAGCAGAUCCAGCACUACCGGCGGAAGCUGAUCAAAAAGGCGGUUCGAGAAGCCAAAGAAGCAGAGGAAACACGUGAUUCGCCCGAGAGAAGGCGUUCGGAGCCUGUGGAGGAUGACGCUUACUCUACAUCAUCCAAAAAAUCUAAGAAAUCUCGCGAGCCGUCUCUCUCACCCCCACCAAAGCGAUCGCGUCACGACAGAAAAUCGCGCUCCCGAUCAAGAUCCCGCGAGCGCGACAGAGAGCGCGAUAGGUCACGAGAGCGCGAAAGAGAACGAGAUAGAGAGCGGGAGAGAGAACGGGAGAGGGAGCGAGAUAGAAGACGGCGGUCGCCUGCCACGCCACCGCACCACCACAGGAAGCAUAAACACGCUAAAUAUAAGUACUGAUUUGUUUGUAAGGAAAUAAUAAAUAAAUG